AUAUAAUAUUCAGAGAUCUUUAAAUUACGAGAUAUACAAACUCGAAAGUUUAAAAACCGGAGGAUUUAAGAAUCUUAUACGAAAACUCUGCAAGAUUUAAGAAUUCUAUACGAAGAUUGCAAGAUUUAAGAAUCCUAUACGUAGACUCUGUAAAAACGAAAAUGAAAGUACCAUGGUUAUUAACGACGAUUAUCGCAAUGAGCAUAUUGAUUGCCGGCAUACGCUCAGACGAAGAUCUCAGAAAUACGAUUAAGUUGCUGCAGGAGCAAGUGAGCGCGUUGCUAGACCAUCGGCAGGAAGAUUAUAAUGCUUUGGAGGAGAGUUUAAAAAGAGCAAUGGAAAAGAACACCGAACUCAUCGUUCUUAGGAACGAAGUGAAACAAUUGAGGAAGGAAGUGAAUGUUCUUCGCGGCGGAAGCGGCAAUGAGGCGAAGAACGAGCGACUCCGGGUACGAUGGCUCGGCAGCGCUGUGAUGGAAUUGCAAAGUGAAGUUGCCGAAGUGCUUAAGGCACGUAACGCUAGUGAGGAACUGGCCGAGCGAUCAAGAAUGAGGAGCGAGCUAGCCUUGCUGAAAGGAGAUGUCGCCGAGGUUGGUAGGAGUAUACGCGAUCUUGGAGGCAGGAUUACCCAGAUUGAGGCUGCGCUAAGCACCAUCAGACUCGAUAUCGGUGCAACGAAGGAACGUGCCAGUCUCUUGACUCGCUCUUGCGCGGAUAUUGGCAGUCAGUUGAGCACAGUACAAAUCGAGCUGAAGUCUCUGAAGUGUGAGCCCACGCUUGCCAGUCAACAGCAGGAUCAGAAGCAAGAUCAUAACGACAAGACGAAUAUUUUUCAUAAUGAAGUGAGUGUACGCAGACGCAGCUAUGUACGUGCCCUAGCUUAUCGUACUCACUUUGAGGAACGUUUGCGGAACAUUGAGCGGAAAAUCUCUCUUGUGGCGCGAAAACGGGCGAUGGUGGAGAAGCGAGUAGUGUACGAGGAUGGUGAACAUUUGGACAAACGAGUGAAAAACCUCGAGUUGAUGCAGGAAGAACUCAUAAAGAGGAUGUUUAAUGCCAGUCGGGACUUAAUGCUGAUGAACGAACUGGGCGAGUCAGUGGUGCGACUGUAUGACUCAAUACACGUACUUGAGGAAGAUAUCAAUACUAAUCGUUCUGAAAUAAAGCGAGAACUGGCACAGCUGGGAAUCAAUGCAGUGCGCAAAGCUGCUGAGUUGUCAUUAACUAGAGAGGAAUUGGGAAACUUGCGGCGUACCGUUCAGGCGUUGAGCGUAAGUGCGUCACAGUUGCAGGAGAAGAGUGACGCGCAGCGAAAAAACCUAGACGCAUUGAACGAGACCAUCAGUCGUCUAGAUGUUUCCCGGAACUUGGUCCAAGCGGUGAACGUCACACGCGAGCUAGAACAAGUGGAGGAUCAAUAUCGGCUCAUGGUGGAUUCCUUACCUGGCAAUUGCGAGGAACGUAAUGGUCUUACUCUGCUAGCUUCUAGUCCUGGAGUGCCGUUGUUUGCUUCUUGCCGCGCCGGCUGGAUCGUUAUAUCACGUAGGACUCAUGGUAUCGUAGAUUUCGAUCGUACAUGGAACGAAUAUUCGGUUGGAUUUGGCUCACCGGUUAGCGAGUUUUGGAUUGGCAAUGAAGCAUUGCACCGGCUCACUCGUGACAACUGCAGUCGGUUGCGCAUCGACUUGACGGACACGUAUGGUGUGUACUGGCGUGCUGAGUACGAACAUUUUAGCGUUGACUCUGAAGAAACUGGUUACCAGCUUCAUGUAUCUGGUUAUUCCGGCAACGCAACAAACGCUCUAUCUUAUCAAGAUAGCAUGGCAUUCAGCGCCAAAGACCGCGACAUGGAUAUUAGCAACAUCAAUUGCGCAGCUAAUUACCAAGGUGGAUGGUGGUUUAGCCACUGCCAGCAUGCCAAUCUUAAUGGCAGGUACUCGUUGGGUCUCACAUGGUUCCAAUCUACCAGGAACGAAUGGAUGGUAAUCACAUCUGCGGAGAUGUCAGUACAGCGAAAACAAAAUUGUUGAUAGUUCUGAAAAUAGAAUGAAUCAGUGAAUCUGUUUGCAUAGAGAAUAAUGAACAAUUAAGUGAAAUAAUAACUUCCAUUGUCUUAAAUGACCACUGUCUUAAAAAAGUCUGAGCGAUCUAUGUCAUACAUACUUGCACGUAACUAUUCGACGAGAAUACUAACUGUAAUACCAAAGAAUUAUAUAUAAUUUAAAACUCAAUGUAAAUACGAUGUACAAUUGUGCAGGUUGAAUGCUGUAAACGUAUCACGAACGUACAAUCUUAUUCUAUUUGUAUAAUAGUA
This is a messenger RNA of Harpegnathos saltator (Jerdon's jumping ant), 2314 nucleotides long. Its product is annotated as protein scabrous. The record is from RefSeq and is a predicted model, not a curated record. The transcript has 3 exons. Lineage: Eukaryota; Metazoa; Arthropoda; Insecta; Hymenoptera; Formicidae. Bases 162 to 2030 code for a protein of 622 amino acids.